Messenger RNA from Pogonomyrmex barbatus (red harvester ant), 1255 nucleotides. RefSeq lists its product as uncharacterized. The record is from RefSeq and is a predicted model, not a curated record. Gene Ontology annotation, biological process: double-strand break repair via homologous recombination; protein sumoylation. Lineage: Eukaryota; Metazoa; Arthropoda; Insecta; Hymenoptera; Formicidae. Gene Ontology annotation, cellular component: nucleus; Smc5-Smc6 complex. Gene Ontology annotation, molecular function: zinc ion binding; SUMO ligase activity.
UUCAUUUACGCAGUGUUUUGUGCAUCCACUGCUUUCUCAUCUACUUAUCACAUGAUCGAAAUUUACCGAACGGAUAGCUGCGUGAAUAACUGCACGGAUCGUACUUUCCAAUAAAAAUUGAACCGAUUGUUUGAAUGAUAAUAUUGCAAGCAGAGCAUCCAAAGCAGGACUUCCGAGAUAGCUGCACAGAUGAAAUACAUCCCUGCGUAAAUGAAUGAUAUCUGCGGUAGUGACUGCACAAAAGCACUCAAAGAUUCAUUCACCGUUUUAUCCCUACUACUCAUUUUUCACCAAUCAACCAAUCUGUGUUAAAGCGCUGCAUGAUCCAGGCUAAAUCAUAUGAAGCUACUCAAAUCAAAUAUCACUUCAUAUUCAACUCUCGAAUUCGUGUCAAUCGGAUUGUUUAUUAAAUGGCGUCACUGUUUGACGGCUGAUCGAAGAAGCUUAUCGGGAAAAACGACGAGUGGCAUUAUCGGGCGAUUAUUAUCGAGCAGAGCAUAUGAGAUUGUACGAAAAUGACACAAUCCUCGCAAAUAAUAGAGGAACUUGAUGAUUGUUUCGUGAAAACUGCAGGGAAUAUUGUAAAAUAUUAUGCUGAUGAGGAAGAGAGACAGAGGGUUCUAGAGAAGUUGAGAGAUUUGUUAAAGGAGAAUUGUAUGGAAUCUGCAAGAAUAAAAGCUGCCAAUAAGAUCAGAAAGGAUCUGGAAAAUCUGUCCGCAUUCGAACCGGAAAGGAAAGUGGAGGAUGUCACAAAAGAAUAUAGAACAGCUAUAUCCGAAAUUCAAGUUAAUUCAUUGGAGGAUAAUAGAUUGUUGACAUAUGAUCGUCAGAUCCAAGGUUUGCUUGAAGCUAAUGAAGCUGUAUCGGGCAAUGGACCAGACGAUACAGAUGCAGAUUUGCAGCUGAUGUACAGCCAAAUAAAUGUGAUUGAUCCAAUUUCUAAGACAAGAAUGACCGAUCCUGUGAGAAAUGCAGUUUGUGGUCACGUAUACGAUAAGGAAAGUCUUGUUGCAAUGCUACGGAAGAAUAAAAAUACUAGAUGUCCCGUGGUGGGUUGCACCAGUAUGGAUUACAUUGAUUUAAAUCAGUGUCGUCCUGACGUUGUGACGAAAAUGUAUCUGGAAAAAAAUCCUGCUUAGAUUUGGGAAAAAUGAAUUUAAAAAUUGAUAGAUCUUAGAUAGAUAUGUGUGUUGAAUGUAUAUAUCGCGUACGUAUACACCUAUAGUCUGUACUGAAUAAAACAAUGUUAUAUUUU